UUUCUUCCCUUGUAGAUGAUUUCGUCCACCACUGACAGCUCCGCUCUGCAGUUCCAGUACUCUUUGAUGACAGGUUUCCUGGUCAGUCGUCUAAAUGCUGGAGUCGGAGACACGUCUCUGUGGAUAAUCUCACCGAGCAGUUCUUCUGAAUACAUCGAUAUGAAGGCGAUAAUAGGGCUGCUGCUGUUGGUCUUUGGCCACGGUGUGUCCUCAGUGAUUCACUCUCUGCAUUAUUUCUACACGGCGUCCUCUGGACUCUCAACCUUCCCAGAGUUUGUUGCUGUUGGGAUGCUGGAUGAAGUUCAGAUUGGGUACUAUGACAGCAACAGUAAGAGAAUAGUAAUGAGACAGGACUGGAUGGAGCAGUUCUUGAGAGAACAUCCAGGUGAACUUGAGAGGAACACUGGACGGGCUCUGGGUGCCCAGCACAGCCUCAAAGCUGAAAUUGUGAAUCUGAAGAGAGCUUUUAACCAGACAGGAGGUACCCACUUAUAUCAGAACAUGUAUGGCUGUGAGUGGGAUGAUGAGGAUGGUACUACUGAUGGUUAUGAGCAGUUUGGUUAUGAUGGAGAGGACUACCUAGUGUUGGACCUGAAGACCCUGACCUGGGUCGCUCCAGUACGUCAGGCUUUCACCACCAAACUGAGAUGGGAUGGGGACAGAGCUGAAUUACAAUACUUGAAGUACUACUACACCAAGCAGUGUGUUGAUUCGCUGAAGAAGCUCCUGGCCUAUGGGAAGAGCACUCUGCAGAGAACAGAGCGUCCGCGGGUGUCUCUGCUCCAGAGGAGCCCCUCCUCCCCAGUGGUGUGCCAUGCUACAGGCUUCUACCCUGACAGGGUGGUGGUGUUCUGGAGGAGAGACGGCCAGGAGCUCCAUGAGCAGGUUGACCCCGGGGAGGUCCUCCCCAACCACGACGGGACCUUCCAGGUCAGCGUGGACCUCAACCUCAAGGCCGUCCCACAGGAGGACUGGGGGAGGUACGAGUGUGUGGUCCAGCUGAGAGGGAUCGAGGAGAUCUCCACCCUCCUGGACCCCGACCUCAUCAGGACCAACGGGGAGGAUCAGAGUGGCCUCACCAUCCCCAUCAUCAUUGGGUUCCUUGUUCCCCUCCUCGCUGCUGCUUCUGCUGUUGUUGGAGUCUUUGUGUACCAGAAGAGGAACGGUUCUGACACCAGCUCUGAGAACACUGAGGGGCAGAAUUCGGCUCCUGAGGCCCAACCUCUGACCACAGUUCAAAGUUAAAUCAUGAAGAGGCUUCCUAAACCAGGAUGGAAUGGAUCGCAGUUCACUUAUAAUCGUUACCAACAGGCUUGGGACUUCAGCUAACUAAAGAUGCUAUAUUUGCUGAAUUAAAUAACAUUCAUACUUAACUUUAUUUUGAUAACAACCAUUAACCUGUAAGAAUUGUAAAUCAAUAGAUCGCUGUAUUUGUGAUAGAUUUGAUUUAGGGCGCACUCACACUAGCCCUAAAUCAACGUGCCCAAGUCCGCUUCACACCUGUACCGUGCUCAAGUCUAGAUCGUUUGGCUAGUGUGAGCAUGCCAACCGUACUCAAGUACAGUUCAAAUCCGUGACCCGAGCACACUUCGGAGAGGUGUGCUCGGGUCACGGUACAGAUGCUAAUUGGCCGACAUGCGCACACGCAUGGCUACGCAACCUGAGCUGGAUGACGUUUAUUCCAUGUCACCCUUCUUUCCCAAUGAACAAUAAAGAUGACGACAGGCGG
Molecule: messenger RNA, 1729 nt
Organism: Gadus morhua (Atlantic cod)
Lineage: Eukaryota; Metazoa; Chordata; Actinopteri; Gadiformes; Gadidae
Product: major histocompatibility complex class I-related gene protein-like
Exons: 8
Coding region: 16-1245 (409 amino acids)
Biological process (GO): immune response
Cellular component (GO): external side of plasma membrane
Source: RefSeq, a predicted model, not a curated record